AUGAUGCUGGACGAGGGAGACAACAAAAGAUACAGCACUCGCACGCUCUGCUGCACCUGCACCGUGCAACUCAUCCUGCUCGUCAUGGUGAUCCUGGUUUUGGCCUACGGCGUCCGCUACCCGGUGCGUGUCACCGUGAAGGACGCGACCGUCCGCCGCUUCGGCCUCGCCGGCACGGCGCUGGCGUACGACCUGUCGCUCACCGUCUCCGUGCACAACCCCAACUGGGCCAUGCGCGCCGAGCACGCCGCGCCGCUCGACGUCCACAUCUGCUUCGCGGGGCGACGCUUCGACGGCGCGCGGCUGGCGGCGGCGGGGAGCUCGGUUAAGCCCGAGGAGAGCGACGAGAUUCGGCUGGCCGCCGUCGGCGAGAGGACGGCCGCGGCGCUGCUGGGGAGCGACGGCGUGGCAGAGCUGGUGAAGGAGACCACGGCAGGGCAGCUGGAGUCGUUAGAGCUGAAGCUCUCCGGGGAGCUCACGUACAGACCUGUCCAUGUCGGCAGGUACAAGAUCGCCGUGACCUGCCCGCUCAGGCUGCCGGUGGCGCCUGCAGGGACCAGCGGCGUCGUGGUGCUGGACAAGGUGAUCAAGUGCCACUAG
Molecule: messenger RNA, 600 nt
Organism: Sorghum bicolor (sorghum)
Lineage: Eukaryota; Viridiplantae; Streptophyta; Magnoliopsida; Poales; Poaceae
Exons: 1
Coding region: 1-600 (199 amino acids)
Biological process (GO): defense response to other organism
Source: RefSeq, a predicted model, not a curated record